AUACUUUAAUUUUUUUUAUAACUGUUAAAAAAUAACAUUAUUAGCUCUUACGUAUGUAUGUGUAUACACGCACAUAUAUGUAUAUAAAAAUCUGAAUAUUGCUUGUUACCUUAAAACGGAAAGCAUAUUACCUAGUUGAAAAAAGCAAUUUGUAUUAUAACGUUUAUCGUGGUGUCGGUUUAACAUUUAAGAGAUAAUAGUGCAAGAAGUAUUGAAAUUAAAUCGUGUUUUCUAAGAAUGGUUUAUUAUUUUACAAGCGAAGUUAUUCAACCACCAGUAACAUUAUUUAUGGGAGUUGAUAAAUAUGAAAGUUUUAAAGUAUGCGAUUUUAUAGAUGAAGACCUUAUAAAAUGGGGUUGGCCAGAGGAUAUUUGGUUUCAUGUGGAUAAAUACUCAUCAGCACACGUAUACUUGCGUCUCAAUUUUGGACAAACAAUAGAUGACAUACCAAGUGCAGUUUUAGAAGAUGCUGCACAAUUAGUAAAAGCAAACAGUAUUGAAGGAAAUAAAAUGAAUGAUGUUGAUGUGGUAUAUACAAUGUGGUCUAAUUUAAAAAAAACUCAGGGUAUGGAAGUAGGUCAAGUUGGUUUUCACAAAGAUAAAGAUGUUCGUAAGAUUCAUGUUGCAAAACGAAUAAAUACUAUUGUUAAUCGAUUGAAUAAAACUAAGCGUACAGAACAAGUGAAUUUUAGAGUAGAAAGAGAAAAACGAGACCAAAUUGAACGAGAAGAUAAAAAGAAACUUUUAAGGGAACAAAAGGAGAAGGAAAAAGCUGAAGAAAAACGACGAAAGGAAGAGGCAGAAAUGAGGAGUUACAAUUCCUUAUUCAGUACAUGUAAUAUGACAUCAAAUGCAGAGAACAGUGGAUAUGAUUCGGAUGAUUUUAUGUGAUGAAAUUACUGAUGUUCAUCAUAGUUUGAAACAACUGAAAAGUGUUUCUGAAACAGACAAAUCUUGCAAUUUAAAAAUUUAGUUUUUCAUCAUUUAUAGAAGACAAUUACAAAAUCAAAUAUAAUAUCACUGAAAUAUGUGAAUAUAUUAAUAUGAUGUCAGUAGUAUUGAAUGAGAUAAAUUUGAGAUAUUACUGACUUUCUUUCUUUUUUUAUUACAAGUUAUUUCAUUUCUUCUUUUGAAUAAAAUGGUAUAUUCUCUAACAUUCUCUUAGAAUAUGCUUUGUACUAUUUUGAGAAACAUAUUUUGCACUCUUGUAAUUUCAUCAAUUUUGUUCAAAUUAAAUUCAGGCUAUCAAAAAAUAUUUCUAAGAUAUUGUAUUUUAAAACAAUUGUGAAAUUUCAAGAUACACGUACCUGCUUGAGAAACAAUCAAAUUUAAUGAUUUCCUACAACAUUAUUUAAUGAUGUUAAUACUGUUGUUAAUUUUAAACUCUUUUUAAACAAGUAAAAUGCAUACAUAGUUAUUGACGUUGCUAAAACUUUUUUCUUGGGGGGGAGACAAGUCCCUUAGCGUUACUAACAGUGUCAAAUGUUUAAUAUUAUUUAAUCCGAACUUCAUUUUAGAGAUGGGUUACUCGAAACAUCGAAACCCAAGAAAGUUUCGAAAAUUUGAAAUUUAUAGUUUUGAAUGAUUUGAAACCCUCGAAGCCCAGAUUAGAAAAAGUAAGUGUAAAAUCAUUUAAUAAAAAACCUCUCGCAGUAUCAAUAAAGAAUAUUAUUAUUAAAAUAAAAUGAAAUAUACCGACAUAUUUCCUAUCAAAAAGAAAAAAAAAGUUUUAAAUUUCGAUAGUUUUGAGACAGGCUUCGAAUUCGAGUUUCGAGAAUUUAAAAAUUAGUCCCAUUUAAUGGUUCAAUUAUUUUGUUCAUAAUUUUAGGUAACAAGAACAAUAUCGUGUAUCUUGUUUUCAGUUGCUUCACUUCAUUGCAUUUCGUCCAAAACAUUUAGUUUUAUUAAGUUACAAUUUUACAAGAGAAUUUUAGAAUUUCAGAACCUUAGAUUUUUAGAAUUUUAGAAUGGUGAGAGGACCUAGUCCCAUCCUGGCCCCUGUCUACUUAGUUAUGUCAAUGUACAUAGGAUAAGGUAUAAGUAUUUAUUUUAUACUAAUCAUUGGUGUUUUAUCAUUAAGCAUCAAAAUAUAUACAAAUGUGUAUAAUUUAAUUCUGUAAAAUACAUGUACAACAAAAUAAGAAAUAUACAAUAUGUACUUGUGAA
Molecule: messenger RNA, 2166 nt
Organism: Osmia bicornis bicornis
Lineage: Eukaryota; Metazoa; Arthropoda; Insecta; Hymenoptera; Megachilidae
Product: coiled-coil domain-containing protein 25
Exons: 5
Coding region: 238-891 (217 amino acids)
Source: RefSeq, a predicted model, not a curated record